Molecule: messenger RNA, 7507 nt
Organism: Danio rerio (zebrafish)
Lineage: Eukaryota; Metazoa; Chordata; Actinopteri; Cypriniformes; Danionidae
Source: RefSeq, a predicted model, not a curated record
CCAAACUCACAUGCCGGACUCCCGCUUCCUGUCCAGCAGCUCCAGAUGGGGCAGAUCAAUGCGCGCAUUCCUGCUCAUUGUAACUGUAGCGGCAUGUGAUUUCAGCCCGUAAUGUCCGCGCGCUGGACGGAGCACAAUGCGCUGAAUAUGGUGCCACUCGGAAACACGGAGCUGUACGCACAAUCUGCUUUGCAAUUACUUUUUAAUCUGUUAAUACGGAGUGAAACCGCAGCUGUCUCGCUCAGGGUUGUUUUGCUGAGGUGACUACAGAGCCAUGAGGUCCUCGUCCUCGCGUUUGUCAAGUUUUUCCUCCAGGGAUUCAUUAUGGAGUCGGAUGCCGGAUCAGAUCUCCGUGUCCGAGUUUCUCUCGGAGACGACGGAGGAUUACAAUUCCCCUACGACCUCGAGCUUCACCACCCGCCUGCAGAGCUGCCGGAACACGGUCAAUGUUCUGGAAGAGGCUUUGGAUCAGGACCGAACUGCUUUACAGAAGGUCAAGAAAUCUGUCAAAGCAAUCUACAACUCGGGUCAAGAACAUGUGCAGAAUGAAGAGAAUUAUGGACAGGCACUGGACAAGUUUGGCAGCAACUUCAUCAGCCGAGAUAACUCUGAUCUGGGAACAGCCUUCAUCAAGUUUUCUGGACUUAUCAAAGAGCUGGCUGCUCUCCUCAAGAACCUGCUCCAGAGCCUCAGCCACAACGUCAUCUUCACCCUGGACUCUCUGCUCAAAGGAGAUCUAAAGGGAGUGAAGGGGGACCUUAAAAAGCCUUUUGACAAGGCCUGGAAAGACUAUGAAACCAAGUUCACAAAGAUCGAGAAGGAGAAGAGAGAACAUGCCAAGCAGCACGGCAUGAUCCGCACAGAGAUCACCGGCGCAGAGAUUGCAGAAGAGAUGGAGAAGGAGCGGAGGAUCUUUCAGCUGCAGAUGUGUGAGUACCUGAUCAAAGUCAAUGAGAUUAAGACCAAGAAGGGAGUGGAUCUCCUCCAGAAUCUCAUCAAGUAUUAUCAUGCACAGUGCAAUUUCUUCCAGGAUGGCUUGAAAACUGCUGACAAGUUGAAGCAGUAUAUUGAAAAAUUAGCAGCUGAUCUUUAUAAUAUAAAACAGACUCAGGAUGAGGAGAAAAAACAGCUCACAGCUCUCAGAGACCUCAUCAAAUCUUCCUUACAGCUGGACCAGAAGGAGUCUAGGAGAGAUUCUCAGAGUAAGCAGAGCGGUUACAGCAUGCACCAGCUGCAGGGCAAUAAGGAGUUUGGCAGUGAGAAGAAGGGCUAUCUCUUUAAGAAGAGUGAUGGGAUCCGUAAGGUGUGGCAGAGGAGGAAGUGCUCAGUGAAAAAUGGCAUCCUCACCAUCUCUCAUGCCACAUCCAACAGGCAGCCGGUGAGACUGAAUCUGCUGACCUGCCAGGUUAAACCCAGUGGAGAGGAUAAGAAGUGCUUUGACCUCAUCUCUCAUAAUCGAACAUAUCAUUUCCAGGCAGAGGACGAACAGGAGUUUGUGAUAUGGAUCUCGGUGCUGACUAAUAGUAAGGAGGAGGCUCUGAACAUGGCAUUUCGUGGGGAGCAGAGUGCUGGAGAUGACAGUUUGGAGGACUUGACCAAAGCCAUCAUCGAGGACGUGCUGCGCAUUCCUGGAAACGAAGUCUGCUGUGACUGUGGGGCUCCAGAGCCCAAAUGGUUAUCCACUAACCUCGGCAUCCUGACGUGCAUCGAGUGUUCAGGAAUCCACAGGGAAAUGGGAGUCCAUAUUUCGCGCAUCCAAUCCAUGGAGCUUGACAAACUUGGAACCUCUGAACUCUUGCUGGCUAAGAACGUGGGCAACAGUAGUUUCAACGAAAUAUUAGAAGGGAAUCUGCCGAGUCCUUCACCAAAGCCAGCGCCAUCAAGUGACAUGACCGAGAGGAAGGAGUACAUCAAUGCGAAGUACGUGGAGCACAGGUUCGCUCGGCGAACGGCCACUACAGCCACAGCCAGACAGGGCGACUUGUACGAGGCGGUGAGAACGCGAGACUUGAUGGCUCUCAUUCAGCUCUAUGCAGAUGGAGUGGAGCUAAUGGAUCCUUUCCCAGAAGCAGGACAGGACCCGGGAGAGACAGCUCUGCACUUUGCUGUUCGGACAUCAGACCAGACUUCCCUGCACCUGGUGGACUUUCUUGUCCAAAACAGUGGGACUCUAGACAGACAGACGGAGAGUGGAAACGCUGCUCUCCAUUACUGCUGCACAUAUGAGAAGCCAGAGUGUCUCAAACUGCUGCUCAGGGGAAAACCGUCUAUUGACCUGGUUAAUCAAAACGGGGAGACAGCAUUGGAUAUCGCCAGACGACUGAGAAAUGUACAGUGUGAAGAGCUACUGGUGGAGGCAGCAGCCGGGAGGUUUAAUCCUCAUGUGCAUGUGGAGUAUGAGUGGAAUCUGCGGCUGGAGGAGAUUGAUGAGAGUGACGAUGACCUGGAUGACAAGCCCAGUCCAGUGAAGAAGGAGCGUUCUCCUCGUCCUCAGAGCUUCUGUCAUUCGUCCAGCGUGUCUCCUCAGGAGAAGUUAACCCUGCCGGGGUAUCUAGGACACAGGGACAAGCAGAGACUGUCCUAUGGAGCCUUUGCCAACCCCGUCUACAGCACCUCCACCGAAACCCCUGCAUCUCCAGUGUCAGAGGGACCCACCAUAGCCAGCAAGACCCCUGCAAAAGCUCCGUCCUGUGGGCCGCCCACCUCUCUGCCGCUGGGAUCUCAAUCGAGUGCAGGAGGCAGCUCCACUCUGUCUAAGAAGAGAGCUCCUCCUCCACCUCCCGGACACAAGCGCACCCACUCAGAUCCCCCCAGUCCCGUACUGCAGGGUCCGCAGAGCAAAGGAAGUGAGUCCACACCUCCUUCUGCAAAUCGGACAUCCCCGGCCAACAAGUUUGAGGGAAUCCAGCAGCAGCAAAGCACUACGUCUAUGAACACAAAAGCAACAUUUGGCCCACGAGUUCUUCCCAAACUACCUCAAAAAGUGGCACUACGAAAGAUUGACACAAUCCACCUCCCAUCAGUGGACAAGUCUGGUCCUGAUGUGCUUCAGAAACCCCCACAGGCCCAGGAUGCACCUCCCACCAGAGCCUCAGAUACAAUAACCAGACCCACUGAACCUCCACCUAAAAUUCCACAGGUCGCAGAACGAUCCCAGCCUGUGGAUGUCCCGCAGAAACCGCACAUCUCAGACCUUCCUCCCAAACCGCAACUAUCAGAUCUUCCCCCCAAACCCCAAUUGUCGGAUUUACCACCAAAACCUCAGCUUUCUGACCUGCCCCCGAAGCCUCAGCUUAAGGAUCUUCCCCCUAAGCCGCAGAUCAGUGAUCUGCCAUCCAAACCGGCCGUGUGUUCUGCAUCUGAGGCCACACAAAGGCAGUCAACGCAGGAGGAAACCAGUCCGAAGCCCCAGCUGACGGAGACACAGUCAUUCAGCCAGCAGGAGGAGCUCUCACCCCGACAGGCCAGCGAGGACACCAAUGGAGCGCCCGCAGGAGCCUUGGAAAUGCCAGUCCCAAUGCCACGCAAAAUUAACACAGUAGCAAAGAACAAAGCGAAGCGUGUGAAAACCAUCUAUGAUUGCCAGGCAGACAAUGACGAUGAGCUGACUUUUGUGGAGGGCGAGGUUAUAAUUGUCACAGGAGAGGAAGACCAGGAGUGGUGGAUCGGGCACAUAGAGGGUCAGCCUGAAAGGAAAGGGGUCUUCCCAAUGUCCUUCGUGCACAUUCUGUCAGACUGACAGUGCAUGACCGGCAGCCGAGAGGCUCUCUAACUAGCACAAGCUCCGCUCUCUCUGGCCUCACACUGGACUGUGGGCAUUGCCUCUGUACAUAGCUGCUGAAACCCAAACGGUCUCCAAACACAUACAAAACAUGAAGUAUCAAACCCAUGCUCCCUUAAUCCUCAAGGGUGAAAUGUGUAAACUAUGUGUUGUUCAUAAACUGUGUUAUCCUGCCUACCAGUAUUAUCGUAGCCAUGGCAGCCCAGCAUGCCAUAACUGGGUUUGCAGUAGCUAUACUUGGAAAUCUAGCACUUAACAUGUAUGCUGUAACUUUGUGUAUGUGUACACAUAUAGAAUUAUAUGUAUGUCCAUUUUAAGUGUGUCUUUGUACAUACAUAUGCACAGACGUAAGUGUAUAUUUAUGUACGUAUGUAUAAUGUACAAGUGUGCAAAUGUAUGUUAACCCUGCUUGCUUAUGGAGCCAGAGUGACUCUAGACAUUUUAGUGUACUGUUUUAAAUGAAGAAAAACAAAAGAAAACAACUCAAAUCAUCUCUUAAUUUUUUGGAAGGCCUAAAUAAUAAGCAAGAUCACAUAAAUGCUACACCAGUGCUGAAAUUCCCAGCAUAGUGGCAUGCUGGUCAGGGAUCGAAACCAAAAUGUAAAGGUUUAAACAUCUCAUCUGCUAUAUGUAAUCAGAAUAUGCAUUCAUUCAGAUUGCAUCACUUGCAUCAAAGCCCAGAAAACCUCUUUAUUAUAAUUGCCUCUGUAAGUAGGAGGACAAUUUACAGCCCUCGAAUAUUGCUGGCAUACUCUUAGCACCUUGGUAUACUCUUAGCGAAAUUGUUUUUCGUUCUUCAUGUAGAGGAUAAAAGACAUUUAAAAGUCGCGGAUUACAGUUAGCGAAUAUCCCAGUGCUCCCCAUACUGUUUGCUUUCUUCCCGAUGUCAGAAUAAACAUACAACUAAACUGAUAGCGCUGAGAAAACAGCAGCUAAGACAGCACCCGCGUAACCCCGCUGGUCCUACAAUACCAAACCUACUCUGAGCUGGGAUCAAACUGGUGAAACUCAUUGCUUCUGCUGCAUUCACCCCCUUAAACCUCAUUCCUGUUUGGGUCACGGCAGCAAUGUUACCCUGCCGGUCUUACACUACCCUGCUCGCUCUGAGCUGGAAUCGAAACGGAGAUUCUUUGUAUGGGAGUUGGUUGCUUUUACAAGGAGGCUAAAGACGAUGGCCUUUAGCGUUUGUCGCUGGAGCACCUUUAGAGGUCAGAGGAGUGAGGUUUACCUGCUCAGCACUUCACUAGCUUUCCUCUGCUACAAUCACUCCCCUAAACCUCACUACUAUCCAGGUCACAGCACCAAUGUAACCCUGCCGGUUCUACACUACCCUGCUGGCUCUGAGCUGGGAUCAAAUGUAGCGAUUCUUUGUAUGGGAGUUGGUUGCUCUAACAAGGUGGCGAAAGAGCAUGGCCUCUAGCAUCUAUCACUAGAGCACCUUUAGAGGUCAGAGGAGUGAGGUUUACCUGCUCAGCAUUUCACUAGUUGGCCUCUGCUACAAUCACUCCCCUAAACCUCACUCCUAUCCAGGUCAUGGCUCCGAUGUUACCCUGCCGGUCCUACACAACCCAACCUGCUCUGAGCUGGGAUCGAACCGGCAAUACUUUGUAUGCGAGUUGGUUGCUCUUACAAGGAGGCUAAAGACCAUGGCCUCUAACAUCUGUCGCUAGAGCACCUUUAGAGGUCAGAGGAGUGAGGUUUACCUGCUCAGCACUUCACUAGCUGGCCGCGGCUACACUCACUCCCCUAAACCUCACUCUCACCCAGGUCAGGGCACCAACUUAACCCCGCCAGUCCUCCACUACCCAACCCGCUCUAAGAUGGAAUCAAACAUGGCGAUUCUUUGCAUGGGAGUCGGUUGCUCUAACAAGGAGGGUAAAGACCAUGGCCUCUAGCAUUUGUCACUAGAGCACCUUUAGAGGUCAGAGGAGUGAGGUUUACCGGCUCAGCACUUCACUAGCUGGCCUCUGCUACAGUCACUCCCCUAAACCUCACUCCUAUCCAGGUCACGGCACCAAUGUAACCUCGCCGGUCCUCCACUAGCCUGCCCGCUUUGUGCUGGGAUCGAACCCGGCGAAUCUUUGUAUGGGAGUCGGUUGCUCUAACAAGGUGACUAAAGGCCAUGGCUGUCGCUAGAGCACCUUUAGAGGUCAGAGAAGUGAAGUUUACCUGCUCAGUACUUCCCUAGCUGGCCACUGCUUCACCUGCAACUUGGCUCUUUAGUCAAAUCCUGCCACAUGUAUUUUUUUUAGCACUUUAUAUAGAAUAUAGCUUUGAAGUAGGCAGCUUUACAGUGUUAAACAUGAAAAAAACAGUGUUAGCAUUACUUCAAAUUAGAAUUACGCAUCACUUUUCACAAUAGUGCAGUUUUUAGUAUAUUUUUAACCAUGGAUGUCCGACUUUCACAGACUGAACAGGGGUCACAGAGUCACACCUAAAAAAAAUUGUAACCCAAACUUGUUUACCAGCUGAAGAAAGCUCAGUUUGCUCCUUUGAUUCAAACUGGUUUUGUUCAAAGUCAACUUCUCUUUAAGUAUACCAGGGCUUCAACCUUAGUGCUUCAUAAGCAAUAUUCAUAUACUCUCCAAGCAAUUAUGCUCAUAAUAAGUAAUAAUUUAAGGAACCACUAAAAAAUCAAAUGAUCAAAACGUUUCAGUGUCUACAAGGUGGUUACGGCUUUGGUUGCAUCUGUGGGAUCGCUUCAUUCCUUGCCCCCCAUGUUUGUUUAAUGCCAAAUCUGACAAAACCGAUGCCUCAGACUCUGGGAAAGUGUCCUUGUCAAAAGAUCAUACAAUAACCUACCUUCUUCAUCUGGUCUCUGGUGAUUAUUCACCAAUUGUAAAGCAUAAAUUAUAAAGUGUAUGGAUCUGAGUGGUCAAGUGUUGUUGGCUUUAUCUAGUUGAGCAGAACGCAAUCUGUUACAGGUCGCUUAUAGGAUGAGUUUUCAUUGUUUGCUUACGGUGACUGUGGAAUGUGAUUUUUCUUACUGUUUGUUUUGUUGUUUUUAAGUUGAAUUGAAGUGCAAGGGGACCCGGCGGUGAGUGACUGACUGUCCGUGUGACUCAGAAUGAACUAACGCUGCCUCUUAUUUUCGUUACCCUAUCAGGGAGACCAGCAUUCACUCUUGGUUUUUAACUGUUAUUGUAAUAACAGCAACAACAACAAAGAAGAUGUAUUAAUGAAUGCCAUCUGUACUAUAUUUGAUGAUGACAGUAUUUGACAUUUAUAGGGCUAAAGUGUUUCAGCAUGGAGAGGGACGGACCCUUCAAGUGUAGUUUAUUAUUAUGGGUUUUGUUCUUCGGUUUUAGGUCAUGUUAAUAUUAUUCAAUGGAUGCAUAACAGAAACACCUCCAACUUCAAGAUUGUGGAAUAAUGUUCGCUACCGAGCUGUUUUUGUUUCAACCCUAUUGAAUAGGCCACUGUUGGAGCGUGUUUUGUCUGUUUCGAUGUUCAGUCCAGCACAACUCCAGAUGAUCCGUUCUUGUGUCGCUAAUAUUGUAGCAUAUCAAAGCCUGGAAACGGUCAAGAGGACAACUUCACAUUUAAGUGAACAAACUGGAUUGAUUCAGUCCUAAUUUUACAUUUAGGAUGGAUUUUGCCACUCUCUCUUACUUUGUUUUUUCUUUGUCUGUGUUUGCUACACUGUAAGUUCAGUCAGAAAGAAAAUCAAACUUGGUUAUCAAGUCUUCGAAUCCUAAAAUAAAGACUUUACGUUGAAACCAUGAA